AUGGUUAACACGAAAGGCUCCACGUUUCACCCCGCCCUCGCCGUCUCCAAUAUCAAGAACAAUAUCCCCAUUACUCUUGACCUGGAGCAUGUACAAUACGAGACAUGGGCUGAACUCUUUAAGGUUCAUGCGCGCUCUCAUCGUGGAUUGCACCACAUUAUUCCUCCUGAUGAUGCGUUGGCUUCCACGCCCACCACUUACGCCGAGAAGGAAUUAUGGAUCACGCUUGAUGCUACUGUUCUACAGUGGCUAUAUUCUACGAUCUCCACUGACCUCUUGCACACGAUUAUCGAACCGGAUAUGACUGUCAUGGCUGCGUGGAAUAGAUUGCGUGACAUAUUUCAAGACAACAAGAACUCCCGGGCAGUUGUUCUUGAACAAGAAUUUUCGCAUCUUGACAUGGCCGAUUUUCCGAGGGCUUCGGCUUGUUGCCAACGCCUUAAAGAGUUGUCUGAUCAAAUCAAACAAGUGGGCACUCCUAUUUCUAAUGAUCGUUUGGUUUUACAGCUUGUUUCGGGUCUCACGUCGGCUUACAAGACGGUUGGAACUUUUAUCCUUGCGUCAAACUACUCCUCUUCCUCUAUUUUAUCAGGCCAGAUCCAUGCUUACUCUAGAGGAAGCGGGGCUUGCCAAACAAGCCACCGCCGGUGCCACCUCUGCCAUGGUGACAGCCUCGUCCUUCGAUGCAGAGGACACUUCUCAUGA
Messenger RNA from Beta vulgaris subsp. vulgaris (sugar beet), 705 nucleotides. RefSeq lists its product as uncharacterized. The coding region runs from base 1 to 705 and encodes 234 amino acids. The record is from RefSeq and is a predicted model, not a curated record. Lineage: Eukaryota; Viridiplantae; Streptophyta; Magnoliopsida; Caryophyllales; Amaranthaceae. The transcript has a single exon.